CCAAAUUACUUGCAUAGAUUGAUUUCAUUUCAUCAAAAUUUAAGUUUAACUCGUAAUAGGUAAUAGCACGCAAUUGAUGCAAGGCCAUCAGCAAAAUAAUGGACGUGAUGAAAGGGACCGGAUAGCGUGACAACCCCUAAGGGGUUGUCAAUCUCGCUUCCCCCCUCAGUGCCGUUCAUUCUCCUUCUUCAUCCGACGGUCAAUAUCACAGGAAGGCUUUCUAGUAAUUACCUAAUUCUAAUAAUUUUGAAUUAAAACUUAAUUCUAUGGAGAGAAUCUCGCAACGUAAUUAGGGGAGUGGAAGAGGCAGUUUUGGUUGUGACUCUUUCCAUUUCAUUUUUGGCUUCCCCCUCGUCAAACCAGACCCCUCAUCAAGCUAUGGAAAAUACAGCGACACCGCCGCCGCCAUACAAUGGACGGCUACAUCAGCAAAGACGAUGGCGGAGAAUGGGGUGGAGCAAAACCUACGUGUAUAUUUGGGUUCGACCUGAACGUCCCAUUGACAAGCAACGACGAGGAUAUAUACGACUGUGUAGCUGAGCCGACGGACCCGAUGGAGAAUGGCGAUGAUGUGUGCAUGGUGGACGUUGACGACAUUCUGGACGUGGAGGAGACAGUCAAAGAAGAUCAUCCUAAACGAUACGAAAACACGGACAACAUCCAAUAUAAUAUGGCCUCAACGUGGAGAACAACGACGAUUUCGUGUCGCAUUCUCGCAAUCGCGUUUUUUAUGACGACGGCGUGGCGGAGAAUGGCGUCGACGACAACAAUGAUGGUAGGGUGAACUUGUGCCGUUACAAUUUCCAUUGCAUUUGUACCAUUUUACUAGUGGUAUAAAUAUUGUUUUGGAAAAAAUGUAUCAGUAGUUAUGGUUCAAGUUAGCUAGUAGUAGUAUUAUUGUAGUGGUAGGCUCCUAGUGGUACCCACUUAGUGGUAGACACGUAGUCAUCUAGUGGUACUCCCUUAGUGGUAGUCAUUUAGUCGUAGUUAGUGGUACUUCCCUAGUGGUACCGGGAUACCGAUAAAAGGUUAAAUCGUUCGCUUUGAUAAUGCAUCUGUUCUUUAAAUACAGACUUGGUAUCAAACAUCGUUCCAUCAGAUAGUUGAACAUGGAAUCACUUGUGUUUCCAGAACCAGGAUGAAUUUACACGUUUCUACAAGAGUUUUGCUCAUGAAAGAGGCUUCUCGUCUAGAGUUGUUGGAGGAGUUAAGAAGAAAAGGUCAUACUUCCCCGAACUAUUCGUUUUCUAGUUUGGAGGUUCGUGCAACACACAAGGGAACAGAAAAGGCAGCAGACUUGACCCAAAAAAUGCAUAAGAGGUCGUGGACUCAGAGCCUCCAAAGGUCGUGAACAAGGGUACAAAAAAGGCAGCAGGCUUGACCCGAAAAACGGAGAGGGUCAUGAACAAAAAAAGGGGAAAAACAAAACCUCAAUAUUGUUUGUCAUUUAUCUCGUUAGAUGUUUCAAUUCAAAUUUGGUUCAUGAUACAAUCAAACUUGUCCCUUGUGGAAGAUAUUACGUUAUUCAGAUGAGGUUUUGUUGUAUUUAUACUUUUUUUGUCUAACAUUAGAUAACCAUUUUAAAGUGUUCUCCACUAGUUACUAGUACAAGUACCACUAGUAAUUACUUGUAUCAGAAAUAUUAAGUCUGGUACUGGUACCACUAGUCGUUUCUGGUACUUACCAGUACUAGUUACUAUUACACGUACCACUAGUACUUAGCAGUACUAGUUACUCCUACAUGUACCACUACUAGUCCGUGUGUAAUUAGAAAAGCAAGCAAAUUAGUGUCGUAACACAAAACCAUAUUAAGUGUUUCACCAACAUUAGGGGUUUUCUUCAACAAAAAUGGUUCACAUUUAAAAAUGCUCCACAAAUGCUUCGCAAGAGAACUAAUAGCCAACAAAUGCAUCACAAGAGAACUAAAAAAAAGUGCUUCACAGAGAACUAAAAGCCAACAAAAGCUCAAACUUUGUUCAUACUCCAAAACGUACAUAAACCAAUAGCAUACUCCUCGAACUCUGGAAAAGAACUACUGCUUCCCGAACUAGCUUGCGCUUGUUCCUACUUUUUGUUUCUUCUUCUUCUUCUCGCAUGGACACUUCAUUAACUCAUCUCGUGGCCGUUUCUUACUAGGGCCUGAAUCAGAGUCAGAUGACUCCCUUUCACGGAUGACAACUUGCUAAGAUUCAUAGGUUGAGGUUGUUUUCCUGUAGGUUCUUUUUUCUACCGGUUGCUCUUUUGUCAUCGACACGUAGCAUGGAGUCUUUGUUCUCGCCAUUCAUGGUACCAAAAUAACAAAACUACAUUGUUAGA
Molecule: messenger RNA, 2316 nt
Organism: Linum trigynum
Lineage: Eukaryota; Viridiplantae; Streptophyta; Magnoliopsida; Malpighiales; Linaceae
Source: the annotation of a GenBank genome assembly